Molecule: messenger RNA, 2649 nt
Organism: Suillus clintonianus
Lineage: Eukaryota; Fungi; Basidiomycota; Agaricomycetes; Boletales; Suillaceae
Product: P-loop containing nucleoside triphosphate hydrolase protein
Exons: 8
Coding region: 175-2424 (749 amino acids)
Biological process (GO): ribosome biogenesis
Cellular component (GO): nucleus
Molecular function (GO): ATP binding; preribosome binding; ATP hydrolysis activity
Source: RefSeq, a predicted model, not a curated record
UCAAAGUUCGGGGGCGCACAGGUCGCCCACGCCUAUGACCCCCCGCGCAGCAACGCCUUCCCGUUUUGUACAUAUCCGUAUGACGGUCAUAGCACCUCUUCAUCGGAAUUUCCCGCACUUGCAAAGUAUACCGUACAUCUUUUGGCGACUGUGCACUCAAACUCAAAAAUUGUAAUGGAUGGUUCAAAUGCUUUGAAUAAGUCCAUGCAAAGUCUGUGGUCCACCCACAGAAAGGCGAAGCUCAAUCUAAAUUCAAUUCAGCCUGCUUUGCCAAACACGCCUGUCGAGACACCUUCAGAAGAUACAAACCAACUAGCCGCGUUAGAAGCCCCAUUUGAACCAGGGACCUCGAUACCUCCUCCAUCUUCCACAACACCCGCUACGAAUGAAGUAACCUCACCCGACACACGUCCCCCUUCCUCAAAGCGAAAAUUGCGCUCAACCCGUUUAGCAGUAGAAGACAGUAGUAAACGACCGAAGACAUCUACCAAUUCCAUAGCCAAUGACCACAUUCCCCCUGCUACUCGAUUGUCCGAUCUAGGUGGUGUAGAAGCAUGCGUCGAAAAGAUGCUUGAACUUGUCGCCAUGCCUCUCUGUCAUCCGGAGAUCUAUCUGCACACUGGUGUGCAGCCUCCACGUGGUGUUUUGCUGCAUGGCCCUCCCGGGUGCGGCAAGACCCUUCUAGCGAAUGCAAUAGCUGGGGAACUGGGUGUUCCGUUUAUCAGCAUAUCUGCCCCGUCGGUUGUGUCUGGCAUGUCUGGAGAAUCCGAAAAAACGCUACGAGAUAUGUUUGACGAGGCCAAGCGUGUCGCGCCAUGCCUAGUUUUCAUCGAUGAGAUUGAUGCUAUCACUCCAAAACGAGAGAGUGCCCAGAGGGAGAUGGAGCGACGUAUAGUUGCACAGUUCCUGACAUGCAUGGAUGAUAUGUCCUGGGAGAAGACUGAAAACAAGCCUGUGAUCGUCAUUGGCGCCACCAACCGACCAGACUCACUAGAUGCUGCUCUCCGUCGCGCUGGCCGGUUCGACCACGAGAUCAGCAUGGGUGUCCCGGAUGAGGAAGCCCGAAACAAAAUUCUGCGAGUAUUAUGCGCAAAACUCCGGCUAGAUGGCGAUUUCAAUUUCGCUGCCUUUGCCAAACUCACGCCUGGUUACGUAGGUGCAGACCUAUCAGCAUUGACAGGCGCUGCGGGUGUCGUCGCCGUCAAACGCAUAUUCAAACAACUCACAGAUGGCACGCUCGUCCUUCCAGAGGCCCUCGGAAACACCGACCAAGAGACCCCCAUGGCAGUGGAUCUGCCCCCAACGCCCCCAGCUGACACCACACCAAGCAUAGCCCCUUUUGUCUCUCUUGCAUCCCAACUCUCUAUUUCUUCCAUCGCACACUUCCUCAGUGCACAUCCCUCUCCCCUCACACCUGCUCAGCUUGCUCCCCUAUGCAUUACUUCUGAUGAUUUUUACGCCGCACUACGUGAAGUUCAGCCUUCCUCCAAGCGCGAGGGUUUUGCAACCGUGCCAGACGUGACAUGGGCCGAUAUCGGCGCACUGCAUGGCACACGUGAAGAGCUGCAUAUGGCAAUCGUGCAGCCUAUCAGGCGCCCUGAGUUGUUUAGCGCUGUAGGCAUCGAGGCGGCGUGUGGUGUGCUGCUGUGGGGCCCACCGGGAUGCGGAAAAACCUUACUGGCGAAAGCUGUUGCAAAUGAGUCCAGGGCAAAUUUCAUCAGUGUCAAGGGUCCCGAGCUUUUGAACAAGUAUGUCGGUGAAAGCGAGAAAGCUGUGAGACAGGUGUUCUCUCGCGCCCGUGCCUCAUCUCCCUGCGUGAUCUUCUUCGACGAGCUAGACGCUCUCGUCCCUCGGAGAGACGAAAGCAUGUCAGAAUCUUCCGCACGCGUUGUGAACACCCUACUCACAGAGCUAGACGGACUUGAUUCUCGCAAGUCUGUCUACGUCAUCGCCGCAACGAAUCGUCCCGAUAUGAUCGACCCAGCUAUGGUUCGCCCAGGGCGUCUGGACAAGCUCCUAUAUGUUGAUCUGCCAAGCGCCGACGAACGCGUCGAGAUAUUGCGGACGCUAGUUCGCAAAGUCCCAUUCGCGCCUACAGAACCAGGUGCCGAGACGAUCCUGUGGGGCGCGGAACAUAUCGUGCGGGAGAAAUGUGAUGGGUACAGCGGUGCGGACCUGGCAGCUGUCGUCCGGGAGGCGGGCGUUAUGGCCCUUAAACGUGUCCUCGGUGCGCUUGACCAGAUGGAUGAUAGUGGUGAAGGUCCAUUAGAGAACCAGCCACGAGUGCUUGUUGUGUUGGAGGAUUUUGUGCGCGCUCAGGAUAAGGUCGGUCCCAGUGUGUCUGCUGUGCAGCGGAGGAAGUAUGAAGCGCUACGAGCCAAGUUUGCUGGCCUUCCUGUGCGGAUGGGGAAAGGUGUCGAUUAGAAGUGAGCUGUUAACGGUAUGAUUGUUGGCAUGAUAAUGGAACGCUAAUGAUUAGCAACUCCUGCGACACAUGCGUGAUUCGCUUGGUCGAGUACUGACAUGAUUUUCGAUGUCAUUCUUAAUCCGCAUCAGAGCAGAUAAAGCUGUUUUGAACUAGCAGUGCAGGAACUCCAUGUUUUUUUGCCACUAGCUCCACCGGCAUGUAGUUAGACUUUCCUAACUGAC